This is a messenger RNA of Blumeria graminis f. sp. triticale, 1938 nucleotides long. NCBI's taxonomy places the organism in Eukaryota, Fungi, Ascomycota, Leotiomycetes, Helotiales, Erysiphaceae. The record is from the annotation of a GenBank genome assembly.
AUGCUCAAGGUCAUUUCAGCAACAAGACCUAUUCUUGAGCUGACUGGCCGGAUUUUUUCCGGCCGCUCAAGAUCCUCGCUUAGCGGCAUGACAUCUAUCCGUGACCCAAAUACUCUUUCUAACUAUGAUUGCUGGAAGACAAAGCACACAAUUGUCAACUUUGCAAUCGACUUCCCUCAGAAAGGUCUCUCAGGAAAGGUGAAGCUAGAGCUCGAAUCUCUCACAGAUCGAGAAUCCAGAGAGAUUAUUCUUGAUACUAGUUUUCUCAACAUUAGCUCGGUUCUGCUUGAAGGCACUGUACAUGACGAUUGGAGUGUUAAGGAUCGGACUGAACCCUACGGCAGUCCUCUCACCAUCAAACUAUCAGAAGGUGUAUGUAAGGGGGCUAUAGUUGCCGUCGAAAUUAUCCUCUCAACCACUGAGCGUUGCACAGCUCUCCAAUGGCUCACACCUGCCCAAACGUCAAACAAGAAAUUUCCUUAUAUGUUUUCUCAGUGCCAAGCCAUCCAUAACCGAUCUAUCUUUCCUUGUCAAGAUACUCCGGACGUCAAGAGUACCUACGAAUUUUAUAUCCGCUCCUCACUCCCCGUCGUAGCGAGCGGCCUCUCGACUGGCGCUAGCGAGUUUCGGCCGGGUAAAAAUGGUGCGGCCGGCAGCCUACUCUAUUCAUUCAAGCAGCUCACUCCUAUCCCGUCGUAUCUUUUUGCCAUAGCCUCAGGUGAUCUUGCUACUGGCUCUAUUGGUCCACGCUCCCUUGUCUCAACCGGCCCAGAGGAGCUCAUUGAUGCAAAGUGGGAACUCGAGAAGGAUACGGAAAAUUUUAUUCAAACUGCCGAAACUCUUAUUUUUGAAUAUCCCUGGACACAGUAUAAUGUCUUGGUGCUGCCACCUAGUUUCCCCUACGGUGGUAUGGAAAAUCCCAUCUUUACAUUUGCCACUCCAACCAUCAUCAGUGGCGACCGCGAAAACGUAGAUGUCAUCGCUCACGAGCUGAGUCAUAGUUGGAGCGGAAAUCUAGUAUCCAAUGCAUCUUGGGAGCACUUUUGGCUAAACGAAGGUUGGACAACUUACCUUGAGCGUAGGCUCCUGGCUGUCUUCCAUGGGGAGCCUUAUCGGGACUUUUCUGCCAUUAUAGGCUGGAAAGCCUUGGAAGAUUCCGUGACCUUGCUCGGGGAAGAACAUGAGUUCACCAAGCUAAUAAUUGAUCUUAAAGGAAAGGAUCCUGAUGAUGCAUUUAGCAGUGUUCCGUACGAGAAAGGGUUUCAUCUGCUCUACUACUUGGAAAAAUUGAUUGGCAAGGAUAUUUUUGACACUUUUAUUCCACACUACUUCUCUACCUGGUCCCAAAAAUCUCUUAACUCUCAUGAGUUUAAGCAAACACUGAUAGAGUUUUUUCAGUCGAACUCCGAUGUAUCUUCGAAACUUGAUUCGAUAGAUUGGGAUAACUGGUUUUACAAGCCUGGACUUCCUCCCAAGCCGCAGUUUGAUACGACCAUGGUUGAUAAAUGUUAUGCCCUUGCUGAGAAAUGGGAAUCUGAGAAUUUCACGCCAUCACCCAGCGAUAUUGAGGGCUGGAGUGCAAAUCAAAUUGUUGUGUUCCUCGAACGCAUACAGCUUUUUUCCAAGCCUUUGACCGUGUCACAAUCACGCUCCAUGGGUCAGGCAUACUCCCUUACUGUCUCUCGUAAUGUCGAAUUGACUUCACGCUACCUGGGUAUCGGCCUCGCUGCGCAUGAUGAAGAGGUCUAUAAGCCCACCACCGAUUUGCUAGGACAGGUAGGUCGCAUGAAGUUCGUGCGGCCACUUUAUCGUAAGCUAAAUCAAGUCGACCGCCAACUAGCGCUAGAGACAUUCGAAAAGAAUAAGGACUUUUACCAUCCAAUUUGUCGUCAACAAGUCGAAAAGGAUUUAAAAGAAUUGGUUGAAGAAAUAGUGUAG